Messenger RNA from Lentinula edodes (shiitake mushroom), 480 nucleotides. RefSeq lists its product as uncharacterized. The record is from RefSeq and is a predicted model, not a curated record. NCBI's taxonomy places the organism in Eukaryota, Fungi, Basidiomycota, Agaricomycetes, Agaricales, Omphalotaceae. The coding region runs from base 1 to 480 and encodes 159 amino acids. The transcript is spliced from 6 exons.
AUGGCCCGACGUGCUUUUCACCGCCUACUGCGCCUCCUCUUAUCGCGCCUGGCUCGAGUAAUCUCGCCUGCCGAUGGUCCAGGCUUUCUCUACGCGUUCGUGGACGGGGGUGUGUUGUGGAAAAUCGGUAUGACGAAGGAUUUCCAUCGUAGGAGGGCAGAAUGGGACAACCAAUGUCCGUUUCCGGGGAGGAUCUGGAUGGCGCCAGUCCCGACGAUGACGAGGAGGAGGGCCGAAUCGAUCGCGCAUCUAGCAUUGGAGGACAGCUGCCUGGAUCGACCGCGACUCUGGUGCAAUAAUUGUUUUAAUCGCACUGUUUCUUGGUUUCUGGACCUCGACCUGCAUCUUCCGGUGUAUGCUUUCUGUAGUUUAGUUGUGCUGGCUGUCUGUGGCUUCUGGGGUGGCAUUUGCAGAUACAACCUCUCAAGUUUCAAUGUGGGCAAGUUCAAAUGGAAACAAGAUGAUACUGGGUGGUGGUAA